This is a messenger RNA of Chlorocebus sabaeus (green monkey), 1700 nucleotides long. The record is from RefSeq and is a predicted model, not a curated record. NCBI's taxonomy places the organism in Eukaryota, Metazoa, Chordata, Mammalia, Primates, Cercopithecidae.
AUUGGAUUUUAUUCUAAAUAUAGGAAGCCAGGAGUUAUUUUAAAAAUAAAUAGGAAUCACAAGAGGUAUUUUAAAAAUAAAAAAUAAAAAACUCUAGUUACUCUGUGGGAAACGAAUUGGAAAUGACCAAACUGGGAGCUUGUGGCAGAACGGAAACAUAAUCUAUUGUCCUGACUUAGAGGAAGGGACAAAUAUUUACUUAGCAAGCCUUUACGUGCCAAGCUGUUCUAAACGCUGAGGAUGAACAAACCAGAGUUCCUGCCUUCACGGUGUUCACAGACUAGCGGGCAGAAGACAGACACAGCACGUGUGGCGGUGUAGAGGGCUUGGUUGCAAGAGCCGAUAAGGAGGACCCUGGCGACUGCCUAGUCCAAAAGCCCUAGCUAGAGCAAGAUCAACUUGUACUGCCCUUAGUACAGCCACGUGAGUGGGGUGACCAUCGAUCUUAACCAAAAAGAUGUCCAGGCUUUCCUCCUCCUCACUCCCGCGUCCCCCGUCUCAGGGAGAGUCUCCCAGCUAGACCCCAGCAGCCUCAGCACACACCGCACGGGGCGACAGCUUCCGGGGGCGGGGCCCGGUCUCUCUCGGCGUCCACCGCGCCUGCUCCCCGGACGAAACCCGCGGACAGGGCUUUAGGUUCGCCGGAAUCCCACGCUCCCGACUUCUGCUUCCGGGUCGGAGCCAUGGCGGUGGCAAAUUCAAGUCCUGUUAACCCCGUGGUGUUCUUUGAUGUCAGCAUUGGCGGUCAGGAAGUUGGUCGCAUGAAGAUCGAGCUCUUUGCAGACGUUGUGCCUAAGACGGCCGAGAACUUUAGGCAGUUCUGCACCGGAGAAUUCAGAAAAGAUGGGGUUCCAAUAGGAUACAAAGGAAGCACUUUCCACAGGGUCAUAAAGGAUUUCAUGAUUCAGGGUGGAGAUUUUGUUAAUGGAGAUGGUACUGGAGUCGCCAGUAUUUACCGGGGGCCAUUUGCAGAUGAAAAUUUUAAACUUAGACACUCAGCUCCAGGCCUGCUUUCCAUGGCAAACAGUGGUCCGAGUACAAAUGGCUGUCAGUUCUUUAUCACCUGCUCUAAGUGCGAUUGGCUGGAUGGGAAGCAUGUGGUGUUUGGAAAAAUCAUCGAUGGACUUCUAGUGAUGAGAAAGAUUGAGAAUGUUCCCACAGGCCCCAACAAUAAGCCCAAGCUGCCUGUGGUGAUCUCACAGUGUGGGGAGAUGUAGUCCAAAGACUGAAUCAGGAUAUAUUUCCAAUUAAAUAUACCUAAGUGACUCUGCCCACCUCUGCAACCCAAUGUCACAUUCGAGUCUUACUGAACUACUUGACUGCAUUUCCCGAGAUCCCACCUCUUCUCGCCUGUACCCUGUGCGCGGAAAGUCAGCCCUCCACCUCCUGGCUUCCACUCCCAAAAUACUUCGUGCUUCUGCAGCUCUGGAGUAUUUACCGUGUUGGCUGUUUAAAUUUCUGCCUCCAUCAGAAGGCAGAAACUGACUCGCGAACUAUUCCAUCCCCAGCCGAUAGUAGACGCUUAAAAAAGAACGAAAGAAGGUGGGUGGAGGACUUCAGUAACAUCAGGUGGCAGCCUCAAUUUUAUCGUUUGUGAAACGUGGAUAGUAAUUCCUCUAUCACAUGGCUGUUGUACGAAUUAAAUGAAAAAAAAAAAACAUAACACGCUAGCUUGUUCAAUAAAUGUGAGUUGAAUUAAA